Acytostelium subglobosum LB1 is the source of this 672-nucleotide messenger RNA. RefSeq lists its product as hypothetical. The coding region runs from base 1 to 672 and encodes 223 amino acids. The transcript has a single exon. NCBI's taxonomy places the organism in Eukaryota, Evosea, Eumycetozoa, Acytosteliales, Acytosteliaceae. The record is from RefSeq and is a predicted model, not a curated record.
AUGUCAUUGGACUGCUGUCUCAGACCAAACGACGACCCCAACGGAUUAUCAAUCGACGGAACUGGCAACCCAUACCCCUGCCUUGUUAUCUUGACUGGUAAAUCGCAAUCCCUUCAACAGUUGCAUGAGAACUGUCAAACGUUCUUUGGUCGAACAACAACCAUCAGAAUGGUCAUUGGCAUCAAGAUCUACAAAAAGACGACUGAACAACCACAUCCAUUUACCCUUCUUGUGCUUCUCUACCUGCGAGGUGCCAAUCGCCAAGUUGUCCAACUUGCACCACUCAAUCAAGGGGAGGUAGGUCUUCUGCCACUGAUGGAGGUUCACGGAUCAGAAAGACCAACUGCGAUCGUCUCAUGUGGAACAGCACCACCUGAUCCCCAAACAGUUACAACGAUUACCAAUGUGCUCCAAACACCGGAUAUUGAAUGGAGAGGACUCGGUCAUGGAGCCGAUCCAGAGUGCAACGGUCCAGGCCUCCCCUUAUACCAACUCUACAUCCCAGUGGCUGAACUCUACGAAGGUGCGACCAUAGGUGCUGUUGUAAAUGGGCCGCCAUUCAUGCCACCAGCCAACCUGAUGGGUGUCAACCCCGGUACGGUUGUCAACAACGGGUUCAUUAGCGUUGAUCUCCACUCUGUUCAACAAGCAGUACAUAGUAAACUCCAUUAA